Molecule: messenger RNA, 2733 nt
Organism: Acanthoscelides obtectus
Lineage: Eukaryota; Metazoa; Arthropoda; Insecta; Coleoptera; Chrysomelidae
Source: the annotation of a GenBank genome assembly
AAUUGAGUCAAUAGAAACAAUCAACACAAACAGAAAAGUGUUGUAGAUCGAUAUAUUCCAGAUGUGGCUGUUGAAGUGCGAUCAUUAUGUUUUUGGUUAAAGGUGUGAGUGUAAAGAAAAAGAUACGCCAAGUAGCUCGGAAUAUUUGACAGGCAAGAGUGUACAGAAAAUGCUGUUAAGAAUCUGAACCGACCUUAAAGGUACGACACACCUCGAAAUGGACAUCAAUGACUUGGAGUCAAAAGCUCAUCUGCCGGAAGUUGAGAAGAUCAAGGUAUACAAAUCGCGAUGGGUAGUCUUGGGCAUCUUCGUCAUGUAUUCGGCUUGCAACGCUGUGCAAUGGAUCCAGUUCUCGAUCAUCACCAAUGUCAUUGUCGACUAUUACCACACCACCAAUACCUGGGUGGAUUGGACUUCCAUGAUCUACAUGGUGUUGUAUAUACCGUUUAUUUUCCCUGCCAGUUAUUUGUUGGAGAAGCUGGGCUUAAGAAAAUCUGUGAUAAUAGGAAUAACGGGUACAGCAAUCGGAUCCUGGAUAAAAGUGGGUGCUGUACAUCCUGACAGAUUCCUGAUUUCGUUUGCUGGACAAACGAUUGUGGCUUUCUCACAAAUUUUCAUUUUGUCAGUACCUGCUAGACUUGCAGCGGUAUGGUUUGGACCAUCUCAGGUGUCGUCAGCGUGCAGUAUCGGAGUCUUUGGCAAUCAGCUUGGUAUAGCAGUGGGCUUCCUUGUACCUCCAAUGAUAGUACCUGGUGGAACUACCGAAGAAGUAACGUCUCAGUUGUAUACCUUAUUCAUCGGAACUGCUAUCGCUGCAACUAUUAUUUUAGUACUAGUUUUGUUAUCACAAACAUUAUCACGUUUUCGAUUGUCUAUUUCAGUUUUCAAAAACGCUCCUGCCACGCCGCCAUCUUACGCGGUGGCUCAACAAAAUGAGGAGGAAGUCGAUUUCAUGGCUUCUCUGAAGAGGCUCCUCAACAACAGAUCUUACAUUCUGCUUCUCAGUGCAUAUGGCAUCAACGUUGGUGUAUUUUAUGCAAUCUCAACACUGCUGAACCAAAUCGUUCUUCAUUACUAUCCUGAUGCUAGUGCAGAUGCCGGACGUAUAGGGCUGGCAAUAGUUCUCGCAGGAAUGCUAGGAUCAGUCUGCUGUGGAAUUAUUUUGGAUAGAUUCCAUAAAUUCAAAGAGACGACACUAACAGUAUAUGCAUGCUGUCUUGUGGCCAUGCUCAUAUAUACAUUUACCCUUUCCGAAGGAAUUGUGGUAGUAUAUGUUAUAUCAGCCGUUCUAGGGUUCUUCAUGACCGGGCUACUUCCAGUUGGAUUCGAACUCGCCGCAGAGCUGACAUAUCCGGAACCAGAAGGCACCUCCUCAGGCCUCCUCAAUGCAGCCUCAAACCUCUUCGGCAUAGCCUUCACAAACGCUUAUUCGGCUCUCUUCUAUCAAGUUGGUGACGUGUGGGCUAACAUCGUCAUGUGUAUCUCUUUAGGAGUAGGAGUGAUCUUGCUAGCCUGCACUAGCUCCGAUUUGAGACGGCAGGCUGCGCAUUUGGAUGAGAAGAAUCCGAAACAUUAGGUUAUUAGGUUCAGUUUUUUUUGUGAUAUUCAUGAGGACGUUAUUAAGUUUCGUGUUUAGCUGUCAUUGAAGGAUAUUUGUUGCGUUUUAUUCUUUAUAAGAAUUGUUUGCUAUAAAAAUACAAAAUUAUGAAUGGUCACGAUUUUUGAGAGAUCCUCGUGGUGGAAAGGACCAGGCACAAAUCGUAUAGAAGAUGGAUCCCAGUCGAUUUGUCAAAAAAUUCAGUACGAUAUAUUUCUUGUCCACCCGAACAAAAGUGACCAUGGGACCAACGCAAUCCUAUAAUUAGUUUCUGAGAAAUAGGCAGAUAAAGUUUGCCUGAUUUGUAUAAAUGGUGAAUGUGUCAAUUGCAGCUCUCAGGCCAAAAACACGAGAAUCAUUAUACUAAAAGAAAUAUUUCUCUUAAAGCACCGUGUAGGGAGGUGUCAUGUUGAUCGUGACCAUGAUUCUUACAAGGUCAGUUUCAGAGCAAGUUGAUUUUAUAUGCUCUUAGAUAGGUCUGGUGCGAAUUGCUCAAGAAAAUCAGAAAACUCAAUACGACACUAGCAUUUCAAGGACACAGACUAUGUCUCACUCUUAAUGCGUUUGGAAAUCCAUAAAGAUUAUCGCUUGAAUGUAAAGCUUACGUUUUCCUUAAACAAAAUAUUUACAUUGCAAAAAAUGUGAAAACAGGUCAAGAUUAGAAGGCAUUCCUUUUGUACGGUUUACCAAUACUCCAAUAGUUUUUAUAUAGAGGAUAUCCUGAUGUCACUAUAUUGUUAGAUCAGGUGGGUAUAAGUUGGAAAAUGCCUUUACCUCUGGGAGGAAAUCAAUGGCUGGUGUCCACGGAAUUAUCCAAUGAACCUCGGUUAGUUACCAAGACAAGGUGGGUGGUUCGAGAGUUAUUCAAAUACUGUAUGUAUCAAAUCUAGGAACAUUUAUAAAAUACCUCAUGAUCUUAUUGAUAGGUAUUAUCAUCUAAUUAUUAUGGAAGGUAGAUUAGCGCAUCAGCUGUUAGCAACGUAACAAGAGGCGACCGCCGUUUAACAAAAAGGUGUCCACAAAAAAGAUUUACUCACGAUCUUGAUACCCAAUCAUGUGUCGACUAUGGAUAUCUUAUCAAAAAGUUUAUGAAAUUAACGAGGAUUUACAUGACAAUCUUGCAAUGAAAAAUGGGC